Vicia villosa (hairy vetch) is the source of this 821-nucleotide messenger RNA. RefSeq lists its product as uncharacterized. Bases 156 to 446 code for a protein of 96 amino acids. The record is from RefSeq and is a predicted model, not a curated record. The transcript has 5 exons. Gene Ontology annotation, molecular function: microtubule binding. Gene Ontology annotation, biological process: cytoplasmic microtubule organization. Lineage: Eukaryota; Viridiplantae; Streptophyta; Magnoliopsida; Fabales; Fabaceae.
CUUGUCGUUUUGGAAUCCCACAAAGGUUCCAGAUUAAACGACACGGAAUAGCAGAAAAGGGUAUAGGGUUUUUCUCCGAUUUGGGAUCCAAAAUAUUGAUAUUCCAAUCACAAAAUUCACAAUCAAAUCAGUAAUCUAAACCAUUAGCGACUUCAAUGGUCUGCGAAAAAUGUCAGAAGAAAUUAUCAAAGGUGAUAGUACCAGACAAAUGGAAAGAAGGAGCCAGCAAUACUACUGAGAACGGUGGCCGCAAAAUCAACGAGAAUAAACUCCUCUCCAAGAAGAACAGAUGGACCCCUUAUGGAACUACCAAGUGCAUCAUUUGCAAGCAGCAAAUGCACCAGGAUGGCAAGUACUGUCACACCUGUGCCUACUCAAAAGGAGUUUGUGCGAUGUGUGGCAAACAAGUUCUUGACACCAAGUUUUACAAGCAAAGCAAUGUGUAGGGAGGGAGUCUGUGCUUCAUUCUGCAUCUUCUAGGUUUGGGCAGAUUCAGAUUGCAAAGAGGAAAGGAUAAAAUUAUAUGGUUAGAGAGAAAAUGCAUGAUAUUGUGUGCAUCCCAGAGUUCUUUGUGAAUUUAUUUGGGAGUCUGAAGAAAUGAGUUUCUCCUUUUGUAUUUCGAUUGUCAUUUUAUGAGAAGUUCUUACUCUAUGGAAUCUUAAUUUUGUUUUUGUUGACGACUUUUUUUUAAGCUUCAAUCAUGUUUUUAUUAUCAUGGGGGACAUAGAUAUAUUAAGAACAAUGUAUUGAUUUUGGUGGAAAAUGUUCACAUUAGUAUGUGAUAAAAGAAAAAUUAAAGAAGUUUGAAGGAUUGGCACAAA